AUAACGAAUUUCCGAAACGUCAAUCUACAAGUUUCACGGAACAAAAUAGAACAUUGGUUUGGCGAAGACAGCAGUUUAACAAGGAUAGGAUGUUUUGAUAGAGGAAGUUUAUUUUUGAGCUAUGAAGUUGUAUCCUGAAAGCACCUCGAAAGGAAUUUAGAAUUGAAAGCUACCUCAAAAUAUUACCACCAUGAUUGGGCCCAGUUCACAAGUCAGCAAGAUACUAUUAACGCUACUGUUUCUGUUGAUAAUAUUCUACAUUUUUAUGGAUGUGGAACUUUAUUUGCGGAUUCAUAACUAUGUUAUAGAACGGAAUUACCAUACGAACACCUCGACAAUAUCUGCACCAUCGCCUGUUGCACCAGCAGGAACAUCAGACCACAGUAGCAGCACGAAACUUCCCACCGCUGAGAAAGAGCCGUCCUAUGAAGAUCACACAUGGAUAUCUUGUGAUGUUAAUCCGCUCUGCCAUGUAACUGUCAAAGCUAUAUUGCUGGACCACACGAACCACUACCUGUUUGCACCACUGGCCACUAUGUUCGACAAUGUCAUUGGAUUCUCCCGUUCCACGUUCAUCACGCCCAAUAUGAUAUCAUUUUUCCAUGUGGGUGUGGCUUGUUUGUCUGGAAAACUGGUGGCAUCCGAUAGCCUGGGAUACAGACGGCUGGGCGUGCUCCUCUUCCAGAUACGCACCUUCCUGGAUGAUUUGGAUGGACAUGUGGCUCGAGUGAGAAAGCAUAUUAGGGGGGAGCGCUCCGAAAUUGGCACGUCGGGCUACUAUGUGGACGGCCUCUGCGAUGGACUCGGCUGCAUUGCCCUACUGCUGGGCAUAUUCUUUUACCUGAAAAACAACCCGCCUCGACGGGGCUACUCGAUCAUACCAAUGAGUGACCCCAAAACACCUGAACCGACAAUGAUUCCAAAAAUGAAGGCAACCACGCGAAAAGUGGCCAAAAAUGUGAUCAGCUUCACGGGACAACUCUUGCUCAGUUCGACUGCUUGGAAUCGCUAUAUAGCCGUCUACCAGAACAUGUUGGAGCGUGAAGACGUUAGCAGCAGUCAGUACCUUCAUUGCCAGAACUACGUAUUCAAGUCCAAUUGGUUCUUUUGUGUGGCGUGGAUGUGGCGCAUUGUUAAUGUACACUCAUUGCUCCACAUCGUGCUACUCAGCAUUUUUUGCGACAAGCUGUGGGACUUUUUGAGAACGAUACGUUAUAGCGGUUACAUUAUAUUGUUAGUUGCAAUUUGCUUAACUGAAAUGCACAUUUUGGAGGCACAGAACUACAUUUUUAAUUCGACAGCGUGCAGUAAUAUUUCACUGUGAUUUUAUUAAUAUUACGAGAAAAUACAAUAAUAUUUCUGUAGUGGA
Messenger RNA from Drosophila persimilis, 1369 nucleotides. RefSeq names its product ceramide phosphoethanolamine synthase (gene Cpes). The record is from RefSeq and is a predicted model, not a curated record. Bases 191 to 1324 code for a protein of 377 amino acids. Lineage: Eukaryota; Metazoa; Arthropoda; Insecta; Diptera; Drosophilidae. The transcript has 2 exons.